Molecule: messenger RNA, 789 nt
Organism: Aspergillus mulundensis
Lineage: Eukaryota; Fungi; Ascomycota; Eurotiomycetes; Eurotiales; Aspergillaceae
Product: carbonic anhydrase
Exons: 2
Coding region: 1-789 (262 amino acids)
Biological process (GO): cellular response to oxidative stress; carbon utilization; cellular response to carbon dioxide
Cellular component (GO): cytoplasm
Molecular function (GO): carbonate dehydratase activity; zinc ion binding
Source: RefSeq, a predicted model, not a curated record
AUGCUGCGCCGCUUAACCACCCGCUUCCCCCUCCGUCCGCUGCAGACUGCCGCCCUCCGCCCUCAAUUCCUUGCAACCGCCCCAUACUGCACACACCCUACGCCCAAGAUGCCUGACACCACCGACCCCAAGGCUGUCUCCCGCUACCUGGAGCAGACGCACGAGAAGAUCUUCGAGAGCAACCGCGCCUGGGUUGCUGCGAAGAAGGAUGCCGACCCGGAGUUCUUCGACAAGCUUGCUGCUGGGCAGGCUCCUGAGUACCUGUACAUCGGCUGCUCUGACAGCCGCGUCCCCGCGAACGAGAUCAUGGGCCUCGACGCCGGCGAGGUCUUCGUGCACCGGAACAUCGCGAACGUCGUCCCCACCAUCGACCUGAGCGCCAUGUCCGUCAUCAACUACGCCGUCCGCCACCUGAAGGUCAAGCACAUCGUCGUCUGCGGGCACUACAACUGCGGCGGUGUCAAGGCCGCGCUUACCCCCACCGAUCUGGGCAUCUUGAACCCCUGGCUCCGCAACAUUCGUGAUGUCUACCGGCUACACGAGAAGGAGCUGGAUGCGAUUGAGAACGAUGAGGAGCGAUUCAACCGCCUUGUUGAGCUGAACGUUGUGGAGUCGUGCCGCAGCGUCAUCAAGACUGCCGUUGUGCAGCAGAGCUACGAGGAGAACAGCUUCCCCAUUGUUCACGGUUGGGUUUUCAACCUCAAGGACGGUCUGCUUAAGGAUCUGAAGAUCGAUUUCCCGGGCAUGUUGGCGGAUAUUCAGAAGAUCUACAACCUUACCAAGGGUUGA